AUGUUCACCAUAGCAACAAUUAUACCUCUGCCACAAGGGAAACAGAUUCACCUCCAGGCAACUGAUGAGCCCCAGAAAAUGCAGGGCCCUCCUCACUCACAUUGUCUAUCUGCUUUAUAUUAUACAGACCUCCAGUAUGCAAGAAGCUCUUCUAAUACAAAGGAAUUUGCAACCACCACUGAAGAUGUCAUCAUGGUCACAAGUAGUAUUGCGAAGGACAUGCAACCAAACUCCAAGGUCAUUUACUGGCCAAAUGCAAUUUAUACUGACAGCGACUGGGAUGGUCCCGAUGUUGGUAUUGAUCAUUCAAUUCCUGGGCCUAGUGCAUCAAAAGGAGAACUUUUAGAUGCCCUCAAAGCACUGCAAAUUGAUAUUCAGAAGCUCUGUAAAGAGAAUAGGGCUCUCAAGGAAGAGAACAAAGUUCUCCUUGCAGAGAAGCCCAAGCAGAGCAUUGCAGAUGCUCACUCGAGUGAGAUCAAGAAGCUACAGAAUGUUGUUGGCACAAUCUCUGACCUUCCAUCAAAAUACUUUACCAACAUUGGUUAUGACCAUGUAGGUGUCCCUGAGAUCCAAAAGAUGCUUGGAGUCACAUCUGCUACAAACCCAACAUACACAACAUUCCCACUGGUUCUGUUUCCUAAUUUGAUUGAAGACAAACCUCUCAAGAUUGUGUUCAGAAAUUGGAAAAUGCUAGCACAGAUAUUGAAAGUAGCAUUACAUGGUGUUACAUCACUCUACCAGGGUACCAGUCACGGCGGUAGCACACACACAAAUUCACAAAAGUGGGACGUCCACCAAGUCACACCAGGAUCAAUUGCAUGGGCAUCCAUUAUGGCACAAUAUUAG
Molecule: messenger RNA, 846 nt
Organism: Suillus fuscotomentosus
Lineage: Eukaryota; Fungi; Basidiomycota; Agaricomycetes; Boletales; Suillaceae
Exons: 8
Coding region: 1-846 (281 amino acids)
Source: RefSeq, a predicted model, not a curated record